Molecule: messenger RNA, 12947 nt
Organism: Pteronotus mesoamericanus
Lineage: Eukaryota; Metazoa; Chordata; Mammalia; Chiroptera; Mormoopidae
Gene: PRUNE2
Product: prune homolog 2 with BCH domain
Exons: 21
Coding region: 170-9466 (3098 amino acids)
Biological process (GO): apoptotic process
Cellular component (GO): cytoplasm
Molecular function (GO): pyrophosphatase activity
Source: RefSeq, a predicted model, not a curated record
CGACCGCUGAGGGGGUAGCCACAGCCUCUGCCGCCUCCGAGCGGCAGAAAGGAGCGGCUGGUCGCUGCGCCCCAGGCGGCCACUACCCGGAGACUCCGCUCCUCUCUCUCGACCGAGAUCUUCCUUUGCCCCUCUCCGGGUACCCCUGGCCCAAAACUCUCGCAACGAUAUGGAAGAAUUUUUGCAACGCGCCAAGUCUAAACUGAAUCGAAGCAAACGCUUGGAGAAGGUACAUGUGGUUAUUGGACAUAAAUCGUGUGACUUGGAUUCUCUCAUUUCUGCCUUCACAUAUGCUUACUUUCUGGACAAGGUCAGUCCACCUGGGGUGCUCUGUUUGCCAGUGCUGAACGUACCAAGAACUGAAUUCAACUACUUCACAGAGAUAAGGUUUAUUCUAGAAGAGCUAAAUAUCUCAGAAUCAUUCCACAUAUUCCGAGAUGAAAUUAAUCUGCAUCAGCUAAAUGAUGAAGGAAAGUUAUCUGUGACACUUGUAGGCAGCAACGUACUGACAAGUGAGGACAAAACUUUAGAAUCAGCUGUUGUCAAAGUCAUUAGUCCGGUUGAGCAGAGUGAUGCUGGGCUUGAGUUCCGAGAGUCUUCCUCCUCCCUCGUUGUGAAAGAGAUUCUCCAGGAGGCUCCCGAGCUCAUCACUGAGCAGCUGGCUCAUCUCCUCAGAGGUAGCAUCCUUUUCAAGUACAUGACCAUGGAAUCUGAGAAGAUCUCAGAGAAGCAGGAAGAAAUUCUUUCUAUCCUGGAAGAAAAAUUUCCUAGUCUACCUCCAAGAGAGGACAUUAUCAACGUACUCAAGAAGAGCCAAUUCAGUGCUCAGGGUUUAAGUAUUGAACAGACAAUACUGAAGGAUCUAAAGGAACUGUCAGAUGGAGAAAUAAAAGUGGCCCUCAGUACCGUGAACAUGACCCUUGAGAACUGCUUGUUUCACAGCAAUAUCACCAAGGAUUUGAAAGCAUUUACAGACAAGUUCGGUUUUGACGUCCUUAUCCUCUUGACCAGCUACCCAUCAGAGGAGCAGCAGCCAAGGCGGCAGGUCGCUGUGUACUCCGAGAACCUCGAGCUGUGCAGUCAGAUCUGCUGUGAACUGGAAGAGUGUCAGAAUCCUUGCCUAGAGCUGGAGCCCUUUGAAUGUGGCUGUGAUGAGAUCCUGGUGUACCAGCAGGAGAACCCUUCAGUGACUUGUGACCAGGUGGUUCUCCUUGUCAAGGAAGUCCUCAACAGGAGGUGUCCCGAGAUGAUCUCCAACAGCCGGACGUCCUCCACAGAAGCUGUGGCAGGCAGCGCGCCCCUCUCCCAGGGAUCGUCUGGGAUUAUGGAGUUGUAUGGCUCUGACAUCGAGCCACAGCCCAACCCUGUGAAUUUCAUAGAAAACCCCCCAGAUCUCAACGAUUCUAACCAGGCCCAGGUGGAUGCCAACAUAGACCUUGUUAGCCCAGAUAGCGGGUUGGCCACCAUUAGGAGCAGCCGUUCAUCCAAGGAGAGCUCAGUUUUCCUCAGUGAUGACAGUCCAGUGGGAGAAGGCGCUGGGUCUCAUCAUAGCCUCCUCCCAGGGUUUGACUCCUAUAGUCCCAUCCCUGAAGGGGCAGUAGUGGAGGAGCAUGCACGGUCCAGAGAACACGGGGAACAUUUCGACCUCUUCAACUUUGACGCAGCACCCAUGGCUUCUGGACAGUCCCAACCAUCUUCCCAUUCUGCUGACUACUCCCCGGCAGAUGACUUCUUCCCCAACAGUGAUUCGUCGGAAGGACAUCUCCCUAUGGAGCCUAAAGAGCUCCAUGGGAUAGGGGUGGACAUGUCCAAUUAUUCAUCCAGUUCGCUUUUGUCAGAGGCUGGCAAAGAUAACCUUGUAGAAUUUGAUGAGGAGUUUGUCCAGAGACAAGAAAGUCCCAGGGAUAACUCUAAAAGAAACAUGAGCCUGACCAGUCUUGUGCCAGAUGAAUCUCUUUCUCCAGAAAGGCUCAAAAAUAUUGGAAAUCGGGUCCCACCUACACCUAUGAACAGCUUUGUAGAAAGCUCACCAUCUACUGAAGAACCAGGUCUGCUGUGUUCCGAAGACAUGACCCAACAAACAGUUGACACAGGUCACACAGGGCCACCUCAGACUCGUGCACGGUGCAGCAGCUGGUGGGGUGGUUUGGAAAUUGACUCUAAAACUACUGCAGAUGCAUGGAGUCCCAGUGAACAGGAAUCUGUCUUCCAAAGCCCUGAAUCCUGGAAAGAUCGUAAGCCAAGCCCAGUCGACAGGAGAGCCUCAGAUUCUAUAUUUCAACCAAAGAGUCUCAAAUUCUCAAGAUCAGGGCCCUGGGAGUCAGAAUUUGGUCAGCCUGGGCUGGGCAAUAAUAAUAUUCGAGAACAGAAUGAGGAAAGUUUGCAGAGUCAGAACCUGCCUGCUGAGAAAGAGAGUCAGAAUCUGCCUUUGCCAGAUGUGUCUCCCCAAGGAACAAACCAUCUGAUAGAAGACUUCGCGGCUUUGUGGAGUUCCAAUCGCUCUCCCACAUCGAUGCCUGAGCCAUGGGGAAAUGCCAUAGAUGAUCAUGAACCAGCUGCAGGAGCAUCAUUCCCGGCCUGGAGCGCAUUUCGUACAGAGAAUGACACUGAGGCUCUGAAAAAUACCUGGAAUAUGCACCCAACGUGCGGUGAGACACCGUCUGUGAGGGACCCGAAGGAGUGGGCCAUGGCAAAAAGUGGGUUUUCUUUUCCUGCAGAGGACUUAGUGGACAAUUCACCCAGUGAGGCAAAUAAUGAAGCAGCUCCAGAAAUCUGGGGCAAAAAGAACCAUGACUCCAGGGCUAAUCCCCUUAUAUCUGGAAAUCCCAGGUCUGACCUGGCUCAUGCAUGGAAUAAUUCUAAGACAGCAAAGGAAGAUCAGGAUGGUGGCAUGGCUCCAAAAAUCAGAGGGAAUCUAUAUGAAAAGGUAGAUUCCUGGGACCUUUUUGAGGAGAGUAUCAAAAAAGGAGGAUCAGAUGCCCUAGCUCCUUGGGAAGAUUCCUUCUUAUAUAAAUGUUCCGACUACAGUGCAUCCAACAUAGGGGAAGAUUCAGUGCCUUCCCCCUUAGAUACCAACUACUCUACCUCUGAUUCUUAUACAUCACCAACAUUUGCUGGAGAUGAAAAAGAAACUGAAAACAAGCCAUUUGCUAAAGAAGGAGAUUUUGAGUCAAAAGAUGCUAACUGUAUCACCAAGGAGACUGAAAUCCCGCCUCAACCACCACUUCAGCCAGCUAGAAAUCGAAUCAGUUCAGGUCCUGGGAACCUAGAAAUAUGGGCUUCACCUCCUGCAGAUAAUAGUUCUGAAAUAAAUGCCACUCUCAACCCAGAUAAAGAUUUUUUCAAGACAGAGCCCACAGAUGAUAAGGACAUCUCCGUGGAGGAUGACAUUGGAGAAAGCAGCCACUCCAGUUACGAUGACCCCAGUAUGAUGCAUCUGUACAACGAAACAAACCGGCAACUCACACUUCUGCACAGCAGCACCAACUCCCGGCCCGCGGCCCCUGACAAUCUUGAGCUGUGGAACAGAGUGAUCCUGGAGGACACCCAGUCCACUGCGACCAUCUCAGAUAACGAUUUGGACUGGGAUGAUUGCAGUGCGGGUGUGGUGAUCCCUGGUGAAGGUCAAGCACAAGUAUACAUGGCUGAAAGUGCUGAGCCCGAGACCCGAUUUUCAGUGAGACAGCUAGAACCAUGGGGCGUGGAGUAUCAGGAAACCAACCAGGCAGACUGGGGACUCCCUGUUUCCUAUGAGCACAGCGACGAUGCUGCUCCCAACGAAUAUCACGUACUGAAUGAAAAAAGCGGACAGCUGAUCGCAAAUAAUAUUUGGGGUUCCGUCAUGAGAGAUAAUGACAUGUCAUCAUUAAUAUUACCAGCCCCAUCAUAUGUUACAGAUUCAGAACAAAGCAGGUUGACUCCUGAAACUCCCAGCUCAUCUGAAAAAAUUAAGGACAGUCACAUCCCAGAUAUGCUAGAAGCCUCUGGAGUCAGUGAGUCAGGAGCAUUUGAUCCAGACCAGGAAGACACCUGCCGGGGAAAUCUGCCCAGUGAUGAAGUGUCGCUGGCAACCAGGCCUGAGAAUCCAGGGCAUUUUCUUAACUCAGAUCCAUGCAAAGGUCCCAGCUAUGGACAAAAUGAAAGUGAGAAGGAAACCUACGGAGCCAUUGAUAGGGAGCCCCUUGCUGAGGAGGAAGUGAUGGAUAGAGCCUCAGGGACUUCUGGACAAGGGCAAGAUGGCCAGGAAUGCUCUUCCCUAGUUGCAUCUGAACAUGAAGAAAUCUGUGAUGAGUCAGGCAAAAUCAGCUCUCCCUCAGACCCAUCCGGUCCUCAGACUGAGGACCCCCAGGAGGCUGUAGAGCAUGAGAAGGGGUCCCACUGCUCAGACCCCUGUGACAUGCAGGCAGAAGUGUCCACAAAUCACCUGCAAGCAAAAGAAACCUGUGGAAAGCACCUCAUGGAUCACAGAAAUUCCAGUGAAACUGCUGAAAUUUCAGAUAGGCCAAAUUUAACAAAAAAUGUAUCUUUACCUGAAAUGGAUCUUGAGAAAACUGAAGAAUGCAAUGUUCUGGAGCCAGAGAGUGUGAACCAAGAGCCACCUCCUGAAUGUCCUCAACGCCUUGACGUUUGGGAUGGCCCUACAGAUAGUGAUGUGCAGGUUAGUUGCACAAGUUCCGAGAUAACUAAGAAUCCUGAAGGCAACAAUGCUGAAAACAGCCCUCUGGGAGUCCGUUCAUCAGGAAAUUGCGACAGAAGUAGUAUUUCUAGUGAGUGUACACAUUCAAGUGCACCAAGUCCUGACCUAAAUGGUUCUUCAGCUGCACUGCUUUCUUGGGAUCAUGGAACCAAUACUGGGUGUCAGGAGGAGAAUCAGGAUGAUGGGAGUAAACAGAAUCACCAGGAAUCUGGACUAAUUACUACUGAUGGCGAAGAAGAAGUAAUUACUGAGAGGAAGGACCUGGAGAAAAACAGAAUGGAUGGGUUAGAUCACAAGGUUCCUAAAUUUUUAGAGAUAUGGGAUGACUCAGUAGAUGGUGAUUCCUUUUCCUCUUUAUCUAGCCCUGAAAUAGGUAAAUAUUCUGAAUACUCAGGUGCUUAUCAGGAAAGAAACCUAGGGGUUAGCCGUCAGGAGAACAGUGAAUGGGACAUCGCUGACGCUGUGCAGCCAGAGGAUGCCACGCGCAUUUCGAGGAGCCCAGGUUCUGAUGAUGAUAGCGUGGGUGAUGAGGAGUCAGGGGGGAAAGAGAGCCAUUUGGCCACUCACCACAUUGCUCAGCGUGAACCCAGAGCUUGGGACUCAUUGGAUGAACCUAAUAAGUUCUUGACCAUGACAGAUCCCAAGUCUGAGGAAGGAUCUGCCUACGUAGGCAGUUCGGGCCCAGCAGAGAACGAGAACACAUCAAACCCACUCUGUGACACUCCACAAAGCAGCCCUGAUCACUGGAAUUUCUCACCGCUAAAGGAGGCUGAAAUACAGGUGACAGCAGCAGAUAAGGAGACAAGAUCUCCAGAAGUAGGGAAGAUAAGAAAUAUCAUAUGGCAAACAUCUCCCAAAACUGAAUCAAAGAAUGAAAAUUAUUCUAAAUCAGAAGUGUUUAGCUUCUCAGCUGAGAGCACUGAGUGGUGGAAUGAAUCACUACAGCAGGGGAAACCAAUUGAGAGUACAUUCGAAGGGGAAUUAUCUAACCCAGAUGGUAUGUUAGAGAAGAAUUCUUCAGGCUACCACAGCGUGGGUCCAUGGGGAGUACCUAUUCAGGAUGCUAUGGAAUCCAUUGAAGCACGUUGUACUAAUCCUUUCAGUGACCAACAUCAGUCACCCUUUCUAAAUAGUAAUGGGGAGAACUCCCACGAGCAACUUUGGAACAUUCAACCAAGGCAGCCAGACCCAGAAGCUGAUCAGCUUAGCCAGCUUGUAAUAUUGGACCAAAUUAAAGAUAAGGAUCCCAGAGAGCAAACCUUCAUGUCUUCUGCUGGUGACAAACUCAAUCCUGAAACACCUACCCAAGAGCAGUGUCAAAAUACAGUGCUAUCCAUCUGGGAUCAGCCAGAUCCAACAUUUACUCACAAUGAUGAAAAUGGAUGUGUUAUAUCUAAUGUCUCCACUAUUGAGUGUCAAGAAACAAGUUUGUGGGAAGAAGAAAAAUCACACCCCAGUGAAACGACAAAUUCAAGCAUUGCCUCAGAAGAUUUCCCUGCUGUCAGUUCUUCUACCCAGUUGAUAAAGAAUUCGGGUGCCGAAUGGGAUGAUGCUGGCCCCAACGAGAGCCUCCAAAGCACCUUUGCCCCAGAUAUCUUACAUGGAAACUUUCAAGAGGGAGGGCAGUUGGCCUCAGCUUCGCCUGACUUGUGGAUAGACGCUAAGCAGCCCUUCAGUUUGAAAGCAGAUGGUGAGAAUCCUGAUAUACUGACUCACUGUGACCAAGACAACAAUUCUCAGGCUUCCAACAGCCCUGAUAUAUGUCAUGAUUAUGAAGCCAAGCAGGAGACUGAGCAGCACAUCAGCGCUAGGAUGGGACCCGAAGGGGAAGCCAGGGAAUUAUAUCUCACCGAGCCACAGCUAGAUGAAGAACCCAGCCACGAGCCUGGGCAGGAAUUUGUUCCACAUGGUUCAGAAGCAUUUUCUGAGAACACAAUUCCACUGUCUCCAGUCAGCGACCAAGCAAACACAAAUGGCUCACCUCUGCCUGCCACCUCUCACAGUGGUUCUCCCAUAAAGGGUGAGCCCGACAUAAAGGGUGAAAUCAACACAGGUUUAAAAGCAUCAGAAAAAGGAGCUGACCCAGAUAUGGCACCAGUUUUGGAACCCACUGACAGAACAAUCCCAAUGAUUAAAAAGGUGGGAACCAGAAUUUUUGUAAGCCACCAAGAGCCAGCUGUGGAUGGCGACAGCUCUUGGAUCUCAGAGGACUUUUCUCCUGAAAGUCAGACAGAUGCAGGAGCCUUGCUGGACCUUGAGCAGCCUCUGACCACCGAGAACCCUGCCUUGGUUCCCAAUGUUCUUCUAGCCUCGGACACUUGUCUGGAUGUAAGCGAAGCUGCCUUCGAACGCAGUUUCAGUGACGCCUCAGGUCUCAACACAUCCACGGGAACAAUAGAUGACAUGAGUAAACUGACAUUAUCAGAAGGCAAUCCUGAUACACCAGUGGAUGGGGAUGUUGGAAAGCAAGAUAUCUGUUCAUCAGAAGCCUCAUGGGGUGAUUUUGAAUAUGAUGUCAUGGGCCAAAAUAUUGAUGAAGAUUUAAUGAAAGAGCCUGAACACUUUCUCUAUGGUGGUGACCAUCCCUUGGAAGAAGGUGCCCUCAAGCAGUCGCUGGCACCUUACACGCCUCCCUUUGACUUGUCCUAUCUCACAGAACCUACUCUUGGUGUUGAACUGACAGAGGAAGCUGGGGCUGCAGGGGAUGAGUCUCUAGGGAGCGAAGCAGCAGAGAUGUUGCUUUCCGCUCUUCCUGAUCAAAUAAGCAAGGAAAACCACACUGAGACCCAGAUCAGACAGCCUGAACACCAGCUGGAUGUACUACAUAUUCAUGAAGACCCUGAGUCACUUUCAUUGCCUGUGAGAGGUGAGUCCAGUGUGGAGUUGUCGCCAUCCAACAUUGACUGGGAAGUAGAAACAGAUCAUUCAGAUUCGCCAGCAGGUGGAGACAUAGGACCAUCAAAUGGUGCCAGCAAGGGAAUAUUAGAGUUUGAAGAAGAAACAGUAAUUUCUACCAAAGUGUCUGGACAGAUACAACCAGAAUACAGAGAAGAAAUGUACACAGAGAAGAAUGAAGACCGUUGUACACAGCACAUGGAUUACAUACUUGUAAACCACGAAGAAAAUUCACCCCCAAAGCCAGAGGCCUGUGAAGCAGGAGAAAGCACAUCUGUAUUGGAAGCGUUGCACAUAGAUUCCCAACAAAUGGGGCUGCCGGGAACUCAGUUAGCAAGCAUCCCAGACACCUGUCAGCCUGACUCCUUAAAUGAAAGAAAAGAUCAUUCUGCAGAGAGAAUGUCUUCCAAAGAUGAUGAGAGAUCACCUCUUGAAAGCCCUGGGCAAGAACAGAGUUGGAUGGUCUUGGGCCAUAGUGAGGUUGGCCACCUAUCAUCAGAAGCUACAGACAAAAGGCCUGAAUGGUCUGACAAGGCUGUGGAGCCAGCCUCUGAUCACAACUUGGGCAAGGGUUCCCAAAUGCAAGUGCUGGGAGAAACAAUGCCUCUAGAAUCUUUAGCACUAGAGGAAGCCUCUGGUCAUGGCAGCCAAUCUCGGAAGAGCAAGGGCCGAGGCAGGGCGGGCCCAGAUGCACAGCCGUUGCAGCCUGUCACCCACGACAAUGAAUGGGAAAUGCUCUCACCGCAGCUGUCUCAGAAAAACGCCAUCCCUGAAACGGAAAUAGAGGAGGAGACGGAGUUUCUUGACCCCAGAACAAGGAAACCAAGACCAAACGGACUCGUGUCAGAGGAUGUGGGAAUGGACAUCCCCUUUGAGGAGGGGAUGCUGAGUCCCGGUGCUGCAGACAUGAGGCCUGAACCUCCUCAUUCCCUGGAUCUUAACGGCGCUCAUCCUCAGAGAAUCAAGCUCACUGCCCCAAAUAUCAAUCUUUCUCUGGACCAAAGUGAAGGGUCUGUCCUCUCUGAUGAUAACCUGGACAGUCCAGAUGAAAUUGAUAUCAACGUGGAUGAACUGGAUACCCCUGAUGAAGCAGAUUCUUUUGAGUAUACAGGGCAUGAGGCUCCCACAGCCCACAAAGACUCUGGCCAAGAGUCCGAGUCCAUUCCAGAAUACACAGCAGAGGAGGAGCGGGAAGACAGCCGGUUGUGGAGGACCGUGGUGAUUGGAGAACAGGAGCAGAGGAUCGACAUGAGGGUCAUUGAGCCCUACAGGAGAGUCAUCUCUCACGGAGGAGAUUCAGGAUACUAUGGGGACGGCCUAAAUGCCAUCAUUGUGUUUGCUGCCUGUUUUCUGCCAGACAGCAGUCGGGCGGAUUACCACUAUGUCAUGGAAAAUCUUUUCCUAUAUGUAAUAAGUACUCUAGAGCUGAUGGUAGCUGAAGAUUAUAUGAUUGUGUACUUGAAUGGCGCUACCCCAAGACGGAAGAUGCCAGGGCUGGGCUGGAUGAAGAAAUGCUACCAAAUGAUUGACAGACGGUUGCGGAAGAACUUGAAAUCAUUCAUCAUCGUUCAUCCAUCUUGGUUCAUUAGAACAAUCCUUGCAGUGACACGACCUUUUAUAAGUUCAAAAUUCAGCAGUAAAAUUAAAUAUGUCAGCAGCUUAUCGGAGCUCAGUGGGCUGAUCCCAAUGGAUUGCAUCCAGAUUCCAGAGAGCAUCAUCAAGUACGAUGAAGAGAGAUCUUAUAAGAGAAGUGUGAGACUGGAUGAAGAACUGAGGGAAGCAUCAGAAGCAGCUAAAACUAGCUGCCUUUACAAUGAUCCAGAACUGUCUUCUAUGGAGAAGGAUAUUGACCUGAAACUGAAAGAAAAGCCCUAGUUGGCCGCGGCUGGAAGAAGAGGAUGCUUUUCUGCUUCGUGGUUCUGUUGAUACAUACCUCCUUGAAAGAGACUGACAGUCCUUUUUUCCACUCUGCACUACCUGGUGCCAUUCUAAAGUUCUAAGGGGAAAAGCAGUAAGGGAAUUUGUUUACUCUAAACAUGUUUUAUGAAGUUGUGUGUAUAUUCCUACUUUGCCAAUUAUGUGCCUCAAAGAUUUUAGUUGAACCUUAGCAAGAAAGUAGGACCUUCCAUUUCCAUAUUUUGUUAACCCUUGGCGCAGUGGUAUUUCAUCUCUUAGACUGAUACUGGUUGAUAAGAUAACUUCAAUUCACUAUUAAUUAAGAGUGGAUUUGCUUCCGUAGAUUAGCGGGGCUCCUCCUGGGUGACUGCUGCAAGUUUAACAUACGCAGGGCUCAGGUCUCGCUGGAAAGCUUGUCCCCGUGUAACUCCACUUUUAAAAUCCAAAACUUGCUUAAUGCAGCCAUAAACCAGACACAAGUGAGCCCAUCAUCAGUUAAGUGCUCACUUGAUUCUUGUCCACAUGAAUGAAUUGUCUCUAACUUCUCAAAGGAAAGCCAGGCUUUCUAGUUCACAGCAGUUUUAUUUUAGUGAUCAAAGUGGGCAUCAUGUUGUCUGAAUUACCGUAUUUUGCCAUGUAUAAUGCAUACCAUGUUUUUGGCCCAGACUUUCAGGAAAAAAACCUUUCAUUUUAAUUUUUUAAUUCAAUUUUUUAUUUUUUAUAUUUAUAUACUUGUAUUUUGUAUUAUAAAGGAAUUUUAGCCUUUAUUUUGCACAUAUUAUGGUACAGGAAAUUUUAUGUAACAAAUAAUUACAAAACACAAAGACAGAUACAAGCUACUUCGGGUACUACCCAUGUAUAAUACACAUCCUUAUUUUUCCCUGAAAAAUGUGGGCAAAAAAGGUGCGCAUUAUACACAGCAAAAUACAGUCAUUUUUUUAAAAAAAUCAUUUCUCCAACUCCUGGUGAAGAACUCUAUUUUGAGAAACUUUAGGUUCAUUGUCCACAUUUUUGGUAGCGGUCUGUGCUUCAGGUCAUACACUUACUUUAAGAUGUUUUACUUUAAGUACCAAGAACUCGAGGGGUAAGAUGGCCCACUUAGAAAUUAAUUAUUUUGUAACAUUCAGUUAGCUGAAUUUCUCUCUCACAUGCCUUAUAAGGAAUAAUCUACUUUAAAACACUUUAAUCGGAUCACAGGUUUAAAAUUAAUUAUGAGUGUGUGCUAUAAUUUGCAAAAUAUCCCUUUGUGAUUUUCCUAUGCCCUUUAAAAUGCCAACAUGAUUUCAAAUCUAUGGGCUUCUAGCCAGGGGUGUGGCAACCUACAGCCAAAUGUAGCGCCCCCAACCUUUUCUUCUGGCCUUCUAGAAACAAUGGCUUUUACCCUUUGGGUAGAAAAUUUUUUUUAGUAUUUCAUGACACAUGAAAAUCAUUUAAAAUGUCAGUGUUCAUCAACGAAGUUUUACUAAAACAGAGCCACACAAAUUUAUUCAUGAACUCUCUGUGGCCACUUUCAUACUACAAGUUGAGUAGCUGCAACAGACCGUGUGGCCUACAAAGAUGAAAACAUUAUUAUCUUUAUAGAAAAGUGUGCUUAGCCCUGCUCCAGCACCUACAUCCUUUGCCUCCCUUUCCCAUUUUUGUGUAGAUGUUUGUUUCUCUAACAGAACACACAUGUAAGGCUGCAAACUAAUUUAGUCUUAAAAAGUAAAGGUUGGCAGAAAAAUGCAUGGCCUGCCAGAAAAGGUUGUGUUUCCAUGACCCACAGUGAAGCCUGCUAGAAAGGUUUUUGGCUCUUUACGGGUGUGCCGAAGUCCUGACCUCACUCCAGGAACUAUUCUUAGUCUCCAGUAUCACCUAUUACUAACUAGGUGGCGAAAAUAAAAAUGAAGUGGAGAGUGGGUAGUAACGACAUCCAGGAGAGCUUUCCGUAAUAUUCUGAGUCCUAGGUGUCAUAAGCUUUGAAAUACUUUGAAGUAGACAUCUUUGCACAGGUGACUGCAUUUCACUGACCUCGUUUGUUUGCUUCAUGUUGUUAGUCUCCCAUCCACCUUCCAUACACACAACCUGGCUCUCUCUCCUCCAUAAGCCAUAGUUACUAUGUUCCCUCUUGGUCCUUUCAGCUGCAUAUCUUAUUGAACUGUGUCCUUUUGGAUGUUCUCCCUCAUAACAUCUGGUUUGUCUAAUAGAAAAACCCUAGAGCAUACCUUCUCUCACAGCCCAGCACCACCUUUGGAAGCCCAAAGUGUGCCUCUCCCAGAACUUAGUGUUGAUAUAAGUUCAGUGACCCAAUAUUCCAGUUCAUUCAUCCAUUGACUAUUGUUGCCCUAGCAUAAUUAUUCAUGAUGCUUCCUGUUGCUCAGUUGUGUCUGGUUUUGGAAGAUGGAUUGCAUGGUCCCCAUAGCCACAGGAGGUAAUGAAGAAUCCAGCGUUCAGCUUAAUGGUGAAGCCUGAGGACAGAGCUGUUGAUAGAGGGCUUUCGUUAAGUUCUGUCAGACAUGCAACAAUCUCACCACUCACAUUUUCUUUGAACUUGUCCAGCCUUCGCAUGGAAGACUACUCAAGUGGGAUUCUGUUUGAAGUUUCACCUUCCUACACAGAUAUUACAAGCAUCUUUCCCAAAAAAUGAUUUUAUUUGGGCUGUCCUAUGGGCUGUAUAACCAUUCUGAUAGUUAGGCAUUUGCUAUUUUAUUAUCUUAAAAAGACAGCUUAAUUUAAUUGCAUGUGCUAGAGAAAAGCCACCAGGCAAAUUCAAUCCAAAUAAAUAGAAUCCUAGAAGAAUCCUGAAAAAAUAAUCCCUAAGCAGAUUGGUAGGCAGAUGUACACAUUCACAUCAUUAGCUAUCUAGAUCUUGCAUUAUGAGUAUUCUUGCUUUGGUUCUGACUUCUGAAAACUGUUUUGCACUUUUUCUGUAGAUUUGUAGUAAAGGGAACCAAAGGGUCAUUGUGGCAAAAGUAUUAUUUUCCUAAAGUGGCAACAGCUCUUUGCUUAGCUCCUUGAUUAAGAUAAAGAACAAAAAUUCUGCCCAGAAUAUACUGCCAAGGAGUGAGGGCAAUAGCUGGGUGUGGAAGAAAACCCUGAAGUUCCUAUUGAAGCCAUAUAAUGUUUUAUGGGGUUAUCUUCUAAGACAUACUCCAAGAUGGCGUGAGGAAGUCACUAUUCUAAGCCUUUGUGUUGUUAAGAUCUCAUAUUAAGUAUUGAUUUAUGGUACUAUGUUUGCAAUGCUUAUCUAAAUCACAAUGCCUCAGUAGUUUGCUCCCUUAGACACAUUUAUGUGUGCACAAAUUAAUCUUUUAUAUAUUUAAAGAUUUUCUACCAUGUAUUGAAUUAUCAGAGUAAAGCAUCUAUUAGACUUGGGGUAAAUAAAUAGUAAAUUCUUCUUAAAUAGUGUGGAUUAAUAUAAAAAUAUGUAACAACACUAUAUAUAUAUAUAAUCUCUGUAUAAUUGAGAAAUAAAAAUCGA